This is a messenger RNA of Laetiporus sulphureus 93-53, 778 nucleotides long. Its product is annotated as Cyanovirin-N. The record is from RefSeq and is a predicted model, not a curated record. The transcript has 4 exons. The coding region runs from base 150 to 581 and encodes 143 amino acids. NCBI's taxonomy places the organism in Eukaryota, Fungi, Basidiomycota, Agaricomycetes, Polyporales, Laetiporaceae.
CUCAACUCGUGUACUGACGAACGAGACGAUGCCCAUCAUCAAACUGUCUACAAUUUUCACCGCUUAUCGAGCCGCGCUCCUCACCAUAUAAACGGGGCUACUCGCUCACUCCAAUUUUCAGGUCCUCACCACUUGCAGUCAUUCUCACAAUGAAGCUCAACAUCCUCGCUCUCGUCGGCAUCGCCACCUUUGUCUCUGCCAUUCCUGCAGAGGACAUCGCUCUCAAUAUCACCGGUGGUCCUGUUCCAGACCAUGGAGGCGGUUUUUCUGGGACAUGCAGCUCGUGGGGAGGCUCGUACUCACAGCACGUCGCCGAGUUGCAAGCUACCUGCUAUGACGAUCAUGGCGCGCAGGAUACGACGUCGCUCGACCUAAACAACUGCAUUGAAAACCACAAUGGCAACCUUGGCUGUGCUUGGAACGGUCAUUUCUUGGGAUCGUGUAAUGUAGAAAACUCGCUCGGAACCGGGAACACUGUGUUAAGUGUGUCCUGUGCCGACGGGCGAGGUGGAAUGGUGUCGCGAAGUAUUGACGUCAAUGACUGCGUUUCGAACUCGAACGGAGGACUUUCUUGCCACUAGAGAUGACAUCUUAUUGACAACUUGAAGACUUGAACCAAAUGCAUACAUUUGAUGCUCUAUAAAUGUGUCAUAUUCACGAGUUUGGGACACUGAGAUGUGGCAUAGCAAAGCAUACGACGCGAAGCUCUGAAAUCCGGCCAUAGCACGCAAUACAUCAGUGAUUACGUGUCCAUAGUUAUGCCCCUAUGAAACCUGAG